This is a messenger RNA of Oppia nitens, 992 nucleotides long. RefSeq names its product 3-oxoacyl-[acyl-carrier-protein] reductase FabG-like. Bases 160 to 975 code for a protein of 271 amino acids. The transcript has 3 exons. NCBI's taxonomy places the organism in Eukaryota, Metazoa, Arthropoda, Arachnida, Sarcoptiformes, Oppiidae. The record is from RefSeq and is a predicted model, not a curated record.
UUGGUUUUUUUAAUUAUUAUAGUUGACAUUUGAAAAAAUUAAAAACUACUGUAGAUUAUAAUUGUUAAAAAUAAAAACAUCUUUUGUUAUAUAUUAGUUGUUUCAAUAUAUAGCCACAUAAUACCAAAAAAAAAACAAAAUUGUUUUUUACUAAUAAAAAUGUCACUUAAAUACGAUUUCAGUGGUAAAGUAGUUCUGAUAACCGGUUCGAGUUCGGGUAUCGGUGCUGUCACUGCUGUCCAAUUUGCCCGAUCGGGUGCCAAUGUUGUAGUCACUGGUAGACGAGCGGAUAAAUUAGCCGAAGUGGCCAAACAGUGUCAAAAUGUUUCGCCGAAACAAUUCAAGGCACUGGAAGUGGUCGCUGAUGUGACCAAAGAAGCCGAUCUCAAGCGUUUGGUUGAGACAACUAUCMGACAAUUUGGACGAUUGGAUAUAUUGGUCAACAAUGCCGGCGCCGGUUUGAAUGCACCGCUCAGUGAUCCGGGAUUUUAUGAAUCAUUUCAGAAAGUAAUGCAAAUUAAUUUGAAUUCAAUUGUAUUACUGACACAUCUAUGUGUCGAUCAUUUGGCCAAAACUCGGGGAAAUAUUGUUAACAUUUCAAGUAUUGCCGGACUUCGAGCCUUUGCAAACUUUUCGCCCUAUUGUAUGGCUAAAUGUUCAAUAGAUAUGUUUACCAAAUGUUGUGCCGCGGAAUUGGGUCCGAAACAUAUCCGGGUUAAUGUUAUCAAUCCAGGACCUAUUAAAACUGAAUUCAUUACGGCUAUGGGUUUGCCCAGUGAUCAAUCGGACAGUAUGUUUGAUGAUUUUGGUUCCCGAAUACCGGUUGGUAGGGCUGGACUACCCGAUGAAGUUGGCGAUGCUAUACUAUAUCUGUCAAGUGAUCAUUCAAAAUUUAUUACCGGUUCCCAAUUGACUAUCGAUGGCGGCACAGUUGCCUCCAAUACUAUGUCCAAUGAUUUUGCUAAAUCUAUUUAAAUAAAAAAACAAAAACA